AGAAAAAGUACAAUGUGAAGAGUUGGACAUUUCUGAAUUGUGAUUUUCUGUCAAAUUUUACUUUCACACAUGCACCAAGAGAUUUUGUGUGCACAUGAAACCAGGAAAUAUGCGUGGAUUCCAGUAAAGCAAAAAUUCCUUUUAACUUGUUACACGAGCAUUUACAGUUCCAUACUGCUGUAGUUUGGUUCUACACGGGAGAAAACAAGUUGUUUAGUUGUCAAAGCAGCUUCAGUCAGAGACCUCUACUGAAGAAGAACACUCUGAUAGCUGAGAUGAUGGAGACGCUGCAGAAGACGUCCCUACAAACGGCUGCUGUGGAGUGUGAUGUUUGCACUACAGAGAAGAACAGAGCUGUAAAGUCCUGUCUGCAGUGCUUGGCCUCCUUCUGUCAAACUCACCUGCAGCUUCACUAUGAAUCUCCUGCGUUUAUGAAGCACAAACUAGUUGAAGCUUCCAGAAACAUUCAGGAGAACAUCUGCCUCAGUCAUGGGAAUCUUCAGGAGAUUUACUGCCAGUAUGAUCGUCAGUGCAUUUGUUGUUUGUGUGUGACUGACAAUCAUAAAAACCACAAUGUGGUGUCUAUGGGUUCAGAAUGGACUAGUAAAAAGAUAGAGUUAAAGAAGAUAAAGGUGGCGUGUCAGAAGCUGAUCCAGGAGCGAGAGAGAGUUCAGCAGGAAAUUAGUGAAGCUGUGAAGUCUUUUAAAAGUUCAGCACUAGAGACCAUGGAGGACAUUGAGAAGGUCUUCACUGAGCUCAUCUGCUCUCUUGAGAAGAAACGCUCUGAGAUUAAAGAGCAGAUCAGAGCUCAGGAGAAGACUGAGAUAGAUCGAGCAGAGGAACUUCACAAACAUCUGGAUCAAGAGCUGACAGAACUCAGAAAAAGACAAGCAGAGAUUGAGAAACUUCUGAAUACUGAUGAUCAGAUCCAUUGUGUGAAGAGCUUUCAGUCUGUGUGUGUUUUACCUUCAUUUGAAGACGUUCCCAGCUUCACUCAACACACUCGUCUGUCUUUUAAAGACAUUUCAAUCUCAGCAUUUAAGGAGGUUUUGGAGGACAUCUAUCAACAACAAACAGCCAGAAUAUCACGAGAAGUGUCAAAUGUCCAUGUUACAAAUCCUCCAGAACCAAAGACGCAAAAUGAUUUUUUGCAGUAUUUCUGUGAACUUCACCUGGAUCUAAACACUGCAAACAAAAACCUCAAACUGUCAGAAGAGAGCGGAAAAAUAUCAUGCUCUGAUAAAGUUUAUCGAUAUCAUGAUCACCCAGAGCGAUUUGAUGAGUUUCCCUACAUCUUGUGUCGAGAGGGUUUGUACGGUCGCUGUUACUGGGAGGUGGAGUGCAGUGGCAAAAAUUGGGCUGUAGCAGUUUGUUACAAAGGAAUUGGACGUAAAGGAAGAAGUGAUGAAUCCAAACUUGGGUUGAACAAAAUAUCUUGGAGAUUGGGCUAUUAUCUGCAGAAUUUCAGUUUCAUUCAUGAUAAAGCACAGGUCCGUGUCCCUGUUGUCUCUAGAAUAGGAGUGUAUCUGGAUUACAGAGCAGGAACUCUGUCCUUCUACAGCGUCUCUGACACAAUGACUCUCCUUCACAGAGUCCAGACCACUUUCACUGAACCCUUAUACCCUGCUUUUUUUGCUGCGCUGAGUUCGUCUGUCAGAAUCAUAGAGCAUAGGAAAGUUUAAAAAGACCAAAUGUAAAAGCAGAAUUUAUAGCAAAGUUAUACACUGCGUUCCAAAUUAUUAUGCAAGAGGCAAAUCAGUAAGAUUUCUGUACAAAGCUUUUACAUUCACCAAAAACAGCGGAUUAUCUGUGAAUCCCAGCUGUCU
Messenger RNA from Megalobrama amblycephala (Wuchang bream), 1826 nucleotides. RefSeq names its product tripartite motif-containing protein 16-like. Bases 276 to 1682 code for a protein of 468 amino acids. The transcript has 7 exons. The record is from RefSeq and is a predicted model, not a curated record. Gene Ontology annotation, molecular function: protein binding; zinc ion binding. Lineage: Eukaryota; Metazoa; Chordata; Actinopteri; Cypriniformes; Xenocyprididae.